Paramisgurnus dabryanus is the source of this 1843-nucleotide messenger RNA. RefSeq names its product fibronectin type III and SPRY domain containing 1 (gene fsd1). Gene Ontology annotation, cellular component: microtubule. Lineage: Eukaryota; Metazoa; Chordata; Actinopteri; Cypriniformes; Cobitidae. The record is from RefSeq and is a predicted model, not a curated record. Gene Ontology annotation, biological process: regulation of cell division; regulation of mitotic spindle organization. Gene Ontology annotation, molecular function: microtubule binding.
CUUCUGUGAGUCGAGUGAGAUGCAACACUCCAUAGCAACAUCAGUACCAGUGCGAAGGGCCAGCGAAGGACAGCCUGGGAUAGAUAUCUUGAGAAUAUCUGAAACAGGAGCUGCAUGUCGACAGCAUGGACGAACAGAGGGAGUCACUGAGGAAGAUCAUCACUACAUUGGCCUUGAAGAAUGAAGAAAUUCAAAAUUUCAUCUGCUGUUUAAAGCAGAAUCUACAAAACUUAGAGGCGAAUGCAAACCGAGUGCAGGGGGAUCUAGAUUUGGAGUUUAGUUCACUGCAUGCGGUUUUGGAUGAACUGAAGGAGGGUAUGGUCACGCGCAUCAAACAGGAAAGAGCAAGCCGGACAUAUGAACUACAGAACCAGCUGAGCGCAUGCACCAAAGCCCUAGAAAGCUCAGAGGAGCUGCUGGAAUUAGCCAAUCAGACGCUUUGCUCCUCUGAGAAUGACAGCUUCACCCAGGCGGCCAAAGGCAUAAAGGAUAGCGUCACUAUGGCUCCAGCGUUUCGUCUGUCCUUGAAAGCAAAGGCCAGUGACAGUAUGAAUCACAUGAUGGUGGACUUUACUCAGGAACGAAACAUGCUUCGGGCCAUCGCAUUCCUUCCAGUUCCUGCGACGCCAGAGAUUCAAGUGGCUGAAUGCCAAGUGUUUGAUAACACAGUCACAGUGGUGUGGACCUUACCUGAACCUGACUCCAAAAUCGACCACUACAUUCUUGAACAUCGGAGAACCAAUCACGAAGGUCCUCCACGGGCCCGAGAAGAGUACCCGUGGAUGGUGGUGGAGGGUAUAAAAGAAAAUGAGUACACACUCACAGGCCUUCGUUUUGAAACACGAUACAUGACCUUUCGAGUGAAGGCGUGCAAUAAGGCUGUUGCAGGUGAAUUCUCAGAGCCGGUUACUCUGGAAACUCAUGCAUUUGUCUUUAAACUGGAUGCAGGUUCAGCCCAUCAGAAUUUAAAAAUAGAGGAUCUCAGUGUGGAAUGGGACAGCAGUGGUGGGAAGAGCGGAACAACGGUUCAAGACAUCCGGAAGGAUAAGAACAGAACUAACUCUCCCAUGCAUUCUCCUGCCAGGACAGCGGUGAUGUCACCCAAAAGAGCUCCUACUGCUAGAGUCGGUCGAGACCGCUUCACAGCAGAGUCCUACACUGUCUUGGGAGACACUAUGAUCGACGCAGGGCAGCAUUAUUGGGAGGUGCGCUUCGAUAAAGAAAGUAAAGCGUUUGCAGUAGGGAUAGCCUUGCGAUCUAUGGGUCGCUUUGAUCAGCUGGGAAAGAGCAAUGCAUCCUGGUGCAUCCACCUGAACAAUUGGCUACAGCAGAGCCUCACAGCCAAGCACAAUAACAAAGCCAGGACGCUAGACUGCCCCAUUCCAGAUCGCAUCGGCAUUCACUGCAACUAUGAAGAAGGCGCAUUGUCUUUCUACAAUGCUAGAAACAAAACUCUUCUUCAUACCUUCAGAACCAAAUUCCAGCAGCCUGUUAUACCAGCGUUUAUGGUGUGGAAUGGGAGUUUCUCAGUGCAGACGGGACUCCAGGUGCCCAGCAUCGUGCUGAGCGGACAGAAGAGAAACAGUAACACGAGCAGCUCCAAUGCCAGCCUUACAUAAGUCCUUUACUGACAAAUAUACCCACACACUAGAACUGUUACACGUUUGCGCACGGUUGGAGAACGACAGGAAGCUCUCAUCAGCGAUUCGUUACAGCUCUGAGGUGAGCUGUUCCCAUCUUCCUCACACUCUUAGCUCCCUUAUCGUGUGCCUUUCAAUGUCCUGAAUGAAGACACGGAGGGGUAUUUUACAUAAUGCUUUAUUGGCUUGAAACUACGUGUCCA